AUGAAUAAUAUCAAUAUAUCACAUAGUCAAUUACUUUUCAAAAUAAUAUUUAUUGUUAUACUAUUAAUAUGUCUACUUAUUGGUAUUGUGAUUUUUUCGAUAUAUUAUAUUCGAGAAGAUUUGACAAAGAAUAUAUUAAUCAAUAAUAAUUUAACUACAAAAAUAAAUUCAAUAUCAAUAACAUCUUCAAAUAUAGUGAGAUUAUCAUGUCAAUUAAAAGUUAAACGACAAUUAAUUAAUAUACAAUGUUUAUUCUCAAAUACAAGUCUAUAUGAAAUUGUUGAUUUAAAUAAUGAUAAACGAGUUGAUUUUAUCUUUUAUUGUCAUGAUAAAUCUACAAUAAAUGUUUUAAUUGCAAAUUCGAAUGGUUCUUUUGGAGAAAUAAUAUCAACUUAUGUUAAUGGAAGUGUAUAUAAAAUUUAUGUUGCUGAUAUAAAUAAUGAUGAUCGACUCGAUUUAAUUCUGUUAACUCAAAUUUUGUUCUACAAUAAUAUAAAUAUUUUCUUUGGUAACGGUAAUGGAACAUUCCAAAUACAAAAUAUUGUAUCAUUAAACUUAAUCUAUUCUCCGAUUGAUAUUAGUAUAGUUGAUCUUAAUAAAGAUAAUAAUUUGGAUAUCAUUUGUAUAGUUCAAUAUGAUAAUGUUGUUCGUAUUUCAUAUGGAUAUGGUAAUGGAACAUUUUCAUUAGAAUCAAUAUUAUUUAUAGGAUUGACUAGUGAUCCACAACAAUUAGCUAUUGGUGAUUUUGAUAAUAAUGAUUAUUUAGAUAUAGCUGUGUUAAAUGGUCGUUCUCUUCACAUUCAUGUAUUUUUUGCAAAUACAAAUGGAAGUUUUCAAUUACCAAAAUGGUUCUAUACGGCAUAUGAUGUUGCUCAAUUACGAAUGAUAGUUGAUGAUUUUGAUAAUGAUUAUCAAUCUGAUAUUGUUUAUCUUCAUAGUUGGGAAAAUUAUACAGUUUCCAUGUUAUAUCAAUAUAAUAAUGGUACUUUUCAUAUUCAUCAGCAAAUUCUUAUGGAAACUUCAGUAUUAUUGGAUUCAAAGUCAGUAAUUAUACGUGAUUUAAAUAAUGAUAAUUAUUUGGAUAUUAUUAUUGGUUCACUUUCAUCAGAUAAAAUCUAUGGUCUUCUAGGAGACGGAACUGGAUAUUUCGAAACACAAACGAUUUAUUUUAAUACAUUGAAUACUUCAUCAAAUGAUAUUAUCAAUUCUAGUUCUUGUGAUAAUAUAAUAAUCAAUAUGAAUUUAGUCAACAAUAUCUUAUCAGUCCUUUUCAAUCCAUGUCAAUGUUGA
Molecule: messenger RNA, 1290 nt
Organism: Adineta ricciae
Lineage: Eukaryota; Metazoa; Rotifera; Eurotatoria; Adinetida; Adinetidae
Source: the annotation of a GenBank genome assembly